Messenger RNA from Xenopus laevis (African clawed frog), 1252 nucleotides. It is a transcript of the gene rph3al.L, whose product is annotated as rabphilin 3A like (without C2 domains) L homeolog. Lineage: Eukaryota; Metazoa; Chordata; Amphibia; Anura; Pipidae. Gene Ontology annotation, cellular component: synapse; transport vesicle membrane; presynapse. Gene Ontology annotation, biological process: exocytosis; regulation of calcium ion-dependent exocytosis; intracellular protein transport. Gene Ontology annotation, molecular function: small GTPase binding. The record is from RefSeq and is marked provisional.
GCAUGUAAAAGCACAAGGCUAUGAAUGCUUUAUUCAUGGACUCUUUCUUUCCAGCUAAAUACAGUGUCAGAACAGAGAAGCUAAUUUACAAGUCCUUCCACAUUGCAAGAAUUUCAAGGUAAUCACCAUGACAGAUACAAUUUUUAAUAAUGGAUCAGAUCAGUGGGUGUGUCCUAAUGACAGACAGCUUGCACUUAGAGCAAAGUUGCAUUCUGGUUGGUCUGUGCACACAUUUCAAACAGAGAAACAGAGAAAGAAUCAGAGCCUGGAUCAAAAUGAAGUUGAUGUAAUUCUACAGGUCAUCAGAAGAGCUGAAAAAGUGGAUACACUGGAACAGCAGAGAAUCGGACGACUUGUGGAGAGAUUAGAAAAUAUGAGGAAAAAUGUCAUGGGGAAUGGAAUGUCUCAGUGUUUACUAUGUGGGGAGCUUCUUGGAUUCUUAGGCACCACUUCUGUCUUUUGCCAAGACUGUAAAAAGCCGAUCUGCUGCUUGAGAGGACAAAGCUUCAGCAAAGGAAACUCUGGAGAAUGUAACCUGUUCUAUAUCUGGCUGCACCUUGGGUGGGACUGUAUUGGACGUUCAUAGGUGGUGCCUUGUGGGAUCUGUGUUCCAAAACAAUGAGCUUAUAUAACAUUCCUGUCAAAAGAUUAUUAAAUUCUCAUUUAUUUAAAAUGAGAUUUUAGCUAAUGAAAAUGAAGGGGUCUUGUUUGGCUUGUUAAAUACAUGAUGGGAUAUAAAUAUUCACCAUUUAUCGCAAACUAAUGUCACACUCUAACAAUUUGCUGUAAUGUUUCAUGGCAUAGUCUUUUUAACUUUUAAUGAACAUUGGCAAAACUUGAUUAUUUGUCUAAUGCUCUUGUUCAGUUCUGCAAAAAUCGACAAACCUGAUUUAAGAACUGUUUCACAGAACAAAGUUGGGUUUAUAAUCUCUGAAUUUCUGAAUUAAUACAGUUCAUCAAGUGGCCUGUAUUUUUAUGUUAAUUAAUCUAAAAUGCCGGCAUUGGUGUUGAAUUUAUAUAUAUAUAUGUAAGAUAGGAAUGUGUUGAUUUUUAUUAUGGAUUUAAUAAGACAAUGUAACUCCAGGUUUUUCCUUUUUAAUGAGUUUUGGAUAUCUAGUUAGCAGUAACCCUUGACUGCCUCUUGUGAUGGGCUUAGUUUGUCCGUUAUGCCAAUAACAAUGACAAUUCAGCAACAGCAGUACAUGUGGAAUUUUAUGUUUUAGUGGAGUGAAAUAAAAUAUAGAACUGUUUG